Pseudoliparis swirei is the source of this 4546-nucleotide messenger RNA. RefSeq names its product spermatogenesis associated serine rich 2 (gene spats2). The record is from RefSeq and is a predicted model, not a curated record. Gene Ontology annotation, molecular function: protein binding. Gene Ontology annotation, cellular component: cytoplasm. Lineage: Eukaryota; Metazoa; Chordata; Actinopteri; Perciformes; Liparidae. The transcript has 13 exons. Bases 269 to 1744 code for a protein of 491 amino acids.
CGUGUGUAAGUUUAAUCGGGCGCAAAGAGGAAGCAAAACGUGCGAACCCUUUUCUUCAACUUCGGAAAUGACGACGUGGAUGGGUUGCCAGAUUUGGAUCAACUCGGUGGAGAAACGUUGUUGGCAUCUUCUCUCACAAGAAAAACAAAGUGAAAUUGACAACUCUUGCAGCCUUUAUUUGAACACCAUCUUAAGCAUAUUUGAAGUGUUAUUACAGUCUUGAGGAAGUACCUAACCAAGUGUGGCCUGAAUAUUUCUGUGAGACAACAUGGCAAGGAAAAACCAGAGGGACCCGUCGGGUGUGGUGUUUGACACUCGGUCAAACAUGGCCAUGUCCCAGGGAGGAACAGCUGACAGGAUGAAGGAGAAGAUCAGUGCCGUCCGCGCCGUUGUCCCGAACAAAAGUAACAAUGAGAUUGUACUGGUUUUGCAGCAUUUCGAGAACUGUGUUGACAAGGCCGUUCAAGCUUUCUUAGAAGGCAGUGCAGUUGAGAUCCUGAAGCAGUGGAAUGUUACUGGCAAAAAGAAGCCCAAGAAGAAAAAGAAGCCCAAGCCUCAGCCAGAGGCGCCAGCAGAGCCUGCUCCACCCGAGGCCGCGCUGCUUGAGGAGGGCAAGGACGAGGUGAACGGCUUUCAUGCCAACGGAUCAGUCAUGGAUGGAGAGUCGCUUGAUUCUCUAAGUGAACACUUGGACUCUGCCUCCUUGGAUGCAGCUGAGCUGGACUCUGAGCCCGCUACAUCAGAAACCACCGGUGCAGAAGCAGAAAUUCAAGGUAGUGCUCCAAGCCCCCCCUUAAAGCAAGGCGGAAGAAAUCACCAGGGUCGGAGAAACAACAGGAACCGACACAGGCUAGACACAAAUUCCAAUCAACCCACUUCCUCAUUUCCACCCACCAAUGAUGAGCAAGGAUCAUCGGGAGUCAAGAAGAUGGCUCCCAACAUUGACCGCUCUGUGAAGGACCUGCAGAGAUGCACCGCCUCACUGACUCGCUACAGGAUAGUGGUGAAGGAGGAGAUGGACUCCUCAAUCAAGAAGAUGAAGCAGACGUUUGCCGAGCUCCUGAGCUGUUUAAUGGACAGAGAAGUGACUCUCAUGGGAGAAAUGGACAAAGUGAAAGCAGAAGCCAUGGCCAAUUUGAACACCCGGCAGAAGAAAGCGGAGGAGCUCAGAAGGCUGACGGACAAGUCGGCAUCCAUGUCCGAGGAGCAGUUGACUGAACUGCGUGCAGACAUCAAGCACUUUGUGAGCGAGCGUAAAUAUGAUGAAGACCUCGGGAGAGCUGUGAGAUUUACAUUUGAUCUUGAACCGCUGAAGACCAGCAUCUCCGGGUUUGGGUCAGUUUACCAUCCGCGUACAAGCUACUCAAAUCGGUCCCGUUGUAGCUCCACGUCCUCUUCUGUCGCCGGCCCAAGCCAGCUGGAAACUCCUCCUCCCACCCAGACCCGAAGCCCGCCCAAUGAACACCGCCCUCCACCAAACAAACAGAUUUUCCAAGGCAACAGGCGUACUUUCCAGGGACAAGGCUAUUACUCAGGCGGUCAGAGGUAUAACGGCAGUUCCUACAAUGAGAGAAAUGCCGGCCGUGCUAACCACCGCUACCAGAGUGACGGUGGCCCUUCUGGUCCGUCCCAGCCUUCGCGCAGCUCAAGAGGUCCGAACCAUUCCUCCACCACCUCCAACAACCAAGACCGACCCUCUAAUAACGGGCUGCCCCAGAGGCCUCCGCGGACGCCCUGCCCUUGACUGGAAAUCCUGUGCUUAAUCAAACCCACCUACUAACCACUCUCCUCCCCAUGGCCUCCCCAUACCCCCACUAGUCUCCCCUCUACUAACUCCUUUCAAUGAAGAAUAGAAUACAAGUUUACAUAUUUCCGCCAGUUGAGCUGUAAUGACACCUCUCUAAAAUCUAUCAAUUCAAACUUCAAGAGCUCUCACUGUUCUAUAUUCGUUCUUCCUUUUGCUUUCCUCCCCUCCUGGUUAUGGUAACGGCUUCUAUCUUCAGGCCCUCUGAGAGAUCUCAUCGCUAUGCGACUGUCGGUCUGUCGCAGAUCUUUUUGCAGCAAAUCUGCCAGAGACUGACGUGAUUACCUGCAACAAUUCGUGCACUAUUGAAGUUAAACUCUUCGUGCUAUUUCUGUUUUUGCGUGGUUCAUGUCAGCUCUCUGAUUUGAACCUCCGAUUUUUGUUUUGUUGUCACCAGAACCAUUUCAAUGCCUUCACAAUGGAAAGGGUAGUGGAAGUGCAAAAGUAGAUCUAGCAGUAACAGGUUGUUGUCAUUCGGAGGGGAGACGUGCAAUCAACGCUACAGACUACCGUUAAUCUUUACGCGGUAAGAAUAAUUCCACCCAUCAAACUGUAAUCCAGAGCUUUUUGUACGGCUGCUAUAAACCAUAAGGAACUUGUUCACACUCGGGAGUCGACGUGUUUGAGAGUAACUCUGAACACAGAGGAGGCCCUCGAGAAGCAAUAGUUUGACAUUUGAGAAAUGACUAAUUUGAUUUCUUUCCAAGAGUUUAAUAACAAGAUGGAUAUCAGUUUCAUAUUUGAAGACUAAUCUGAAACUAUCACCAGUGAGUUUAGCUAGGCACUGAAGCAGUUUGAAACUAUGAUUAGGACAUGCCUAAUGUCACAACACCCACAUUUCACUCAUUAACACUUUCCAUCUUGUUUCCAUAUUUAGUAGAAUAACGUCAGUGUGAACUUGUCGUUCUGGUUGUGUGUGCCAGGCAGAGCAGCGCUAGCUGUGGCCUUUGUUUCCAGUCGUGAUGAAAAGCUACGCUGGUCACUGUAGCUUCAUAUUUAACGUACUGACAUGAGAGUCAGAUCAAACUUAUCAUCCAACUCUUGGCAAGAAAAUUAAUAUGCACAUUUCCCAAAAUGUCGGGCUGUUCCAUUCCAUAGUGGCUCAGAUGCCGAAGCACCGCCUCCCAUUGGCCGACGGGGCUGUGCGGGUGUUGGCUUGCUGUCUUAUUUUGAAACAAAGGACUCAUCGCCCUUGUGAUGACGACGACCACAAUAAAGGAAACUGUUCACUUGCUGUUCUAUAUUUAGUCCUUGACAUUUAUUCAGAAGAAUUUUCUUCCACACGCACCGGUUCUCCAUGUGUUCUGCACUCGGGUGGCAUAUUCUAGACACGCUUGCCUUUAGCCACAGAGAGACUUCACGUUUGCCUUUCUAGAGAUGGUACUUGUAGAGCGGGCGUGCGGUCUUUAAAUAUAUGCGUGAGAAUAAGAUCUUUUCGUCCCCCUUUUUUAAUAUAUUUUCACUUUAUCCCCUGUGAAUGUAGAAACCGAUGCAUGCAUUGGAAGGUUGUAUUGAUUUGUUCUCUCUGGCUGCCGAGAUGCAUUGAGGCUGUUGAGGUGAAGUCUCAUCGUCGUGGCCACAGCUGGUGAAUACCUCAAUGCUGAUGUUUUGACACGGCCUGCUUUCAAUGAGUUUUCUCGCAGUGGUCUCUUAUUUAAGGGACAGGGACCCCUGGUGAGUUCUCACCUCUUAUCAUCAUGUAGUUGUCUCCAUGCAGUCUGUGGAGCUGCGAGGCGGGAGGAUAAGACCGGUUGCUGCAUUUACUUCGUGUGUCGUCUUCCCUCGAGCAGUCUUUUGGAAGACAUAUUUUUAGUUGCUUUGUGGUUUUCUGAUUUAAAGGGAGAUUUUUCUUCAUCGUUAAGCUUUUGUUUUUAUUUGCGUCAUUAUGCGGGUUAAUGUUGCGGAGGGAAGAGCAUGAACCUUUUUUGUAGUCUUUGGUCAAUUAUGCUGUAAUGACAUAUGUUUUGACUAAAAGCAAAAGUAUAUUUUGUGAUAUACGUUCAGUUCCUUUUAGUAAUGAGCCAAUUCGACUAGAAAUCUUACUUUGACAAGAAAAAAAACUUUUCUUCGUAUUCUUUCAGAGGUGAUGAAGACUUUUAUUGACUGGUGUUUUGGGGGCUGCAGUUUGAAUUCAAAGCUGUAGGACGGAUGACGCAUCAGCUUUUAUUCCACAUAUCUCCAGUCUGCCCUGGAGGUGCUGGACUCGUUCAAUCAUGACUCACACAGAGUAGUUGGUCUGCCUCACUUUAUCCACCUUUCUUUUCUUUUACAUUCCAGACUGUAGUGAUAUUAGGUUUUCACCAAAGAUAAUGAUGUCCUGUUUUUGUUUUCCCCGCAGCCUGUAACGAAUUCCAAAGGGAUAAAUCCAAUGCUUCACGUAUUCUUCUUCUUGAUCCCACCCUACUUUAUUUUCUGAUUCCUGAAUGUAUAUACAUUUAUGUAGCUAUAUAAUUUUGUGCUCACAUGGGGCAUUUUGUAUGUGAUAUUCAUAGUAGGCAUAAUGGAGGUUAAACAUCUAGUUCAUUCCUUCCUUCAGUAGACCAUGUGUCCUCCAGACAACUUUUCUGAGACAACUGUAAACUCAAGUGCCUUUUUCUUGUCUCCCACCAAUUCAUUGACAUCUCCACCAGAGUAUGGACCAAAGACAUCGACUGUCUCCGACCCCCCUGUCCUCUUUCUCCCCACUCACUGAAUGAAAUGCACACUUUUCAUUUACUACAAAUAAACAGUUUGCAAUACUGA